Cyphellophora europaea CBS 101466 is the source of this 2508-nucleotide messenger RNA. RefSeq lists its product as uncharacterized. The record is from RefSeq and is a predicted model, not a curated record. NCBI's taxonomy places the organism in Eukaryota, Fungi, Ascomycota, Eurotiomycetes, Chaetothyriales, Cyphellophoraceae. Bases 1 to 2508 code for a protein of 835 amino acids. Gene Ontology annotation, biological process: transmembrane transport; chloride transport. The transcript has 2 exons. Gene Ontology annotation, molecular function: voltage-gated chloride channel activity. Gene Ontology annotation, cellular component: membrane; early endosome; Golgi apparatus.
AUGGCGGGUGAUGAAGAGCAACCUGACGAGAGGACACAAUUGCUCUCCGUCGGACGCAAGCUUUCGACCGAGUCCUUGAUCUCCUCUCACGUCAGUAAAGAGGAGCAACUUCUUAGCGAGACGUCUCUGGGCGAACGCCUGCCCUACAAUGAUUACACUACCAUCGAUUGGAUCCACGAACUUGUCAAGGACUCUUUUCACUACCGCACCGUCCAUGGUGGCGCUGGGCUUAGGAACCGAGCUGCGGCCGUCUACGACUCAUGCCAAGGAUGGAUCAUAGCAGCACUCAGCGGCAUAGGCACCGCAUUCGUUGCCGCUUUCGUCGACCUAGCAGUGAGCACAGUCAGCGAUUGGAAGACCGGGUACUGCAAAGCCAGUCUCCUGUCUAGCAGAGACUUCUGCUGCACGUCAAAGUCGCCAUGGGUGACUCUUGCCGACGCGGGACCAACGUGUGGGAGCUGGCACUACUGGACUACGGGCUACUGGACCCAGUUUGCUACCUAUGUCGGCUUUGCACUGCUCUUUGGCAUUAUGGCUGGUGGCGUCACUCUGCUUACCAAGGCACAAUUGCCAUCUACGGCUCCAGGUCACGGCGACAAGGGCCCUAUACGUCAAUCUUCGGUCGUUGCGCAUGGUAGCGUGCCCCAGCCUGGUGCCACUGGGAAGUCCAUGUUCAUGGCCGCUGGCAGUGGCAUUCCCGAGAUCAAAACCAUUCUCUCGGGCUUCGUCAUACCACACUUCCUGUCCGCCAAGGUCCUACUCGUCAAAGCCGUGGGCUCCAUCUUUGCCGUCUCGACAGGCAUGUGCCUGGGCAAAGAAGGACCUUUUGUCCAUAUCUCUGUCUGUGUGGCUCAUCUCAUCGGCAUGCGCUUUCCAAAGUAUGCAGAUAACGGACGCAAGAUACGCGAGGUGUACGCUGCGGGCUGCGCCGCCGGACUGUCGGUCGCUUUCGGUGCUCCUAUCGGCGGAGUGCUGUUUGCUUAUGAAGAGAUCUCGACGUAUUUCCCUCGCAAGGUGCUAUGGCGUGCCUUCAUCUGCUCCCUGAGUGCGGCCAUCACUCUACGCCAGCUGGAUCCAACGGGAUCCGGUCGACUCGUCCUCUUCGAAACCGACUACGGCACUUCUUACAAGGUGUAUCACUACCCCGUGUUCAUCAUGCUGGGAGUUUUCGGCGGCCUCUUUGGAGGCUUGUUCUGCAAGUUCAACUUCGCGUGGUCACGUCGCUUCCGGUCCUACGCCAUCAUUAAGAACAACAGCGUUCUCGAAGUAUUCCUCGUCGUCCUCGCCACGGCACUCCUGCAAUACCCCAACCCGCUGACCCGCGAGCCCGGCGAUGUCAUCAUCAAGAACCUUCUCGUCGACUGUGCCGAUGCCUCCUCGGAAGCCACCUACGUCUGCGUCAACGAGCACAACGGCAACCCAUCCCCACGAUACCUAGGCUGGCUGAUCUACGGAUCCCUGGUCAAGCUCAUCCUCACCAUCAUCACCUUCGGCAUCAAGGUGCCCUCAGGUAUCAUCAUCCCCGCCCUCGACGCCGGCGCCUUCUGCGGCCGCCUCAUCGGGCAGCUCCCCUUGCUCUCCGCCACCAUCAGCCCCGGCAUCUUCGCCAUGGUUGGCGCCGGCGCAUUCCUCGCCGGCGUCUCCCGCAUGACCAUCUCCCUCGCCGUGAUCAUGUUCGAACUCACCGGCUCCCUCGAGUACACCGUGCCGUCCAUGCUCGCCAUAAUGGUCGCCAAAUGGACCGCCGACGCCCUCUCGCCCGAAUCCGUCUACGACCUCGCGCAAACCGUGCUGGGACACCCGUUCCUGGACCUCGAUGCCUCGAUGCCGCUCGUGCAGCGCGCCCCGCGCCUCGUCGCCGACCUGACACCGCCGCAGGAAACCAUGAACGAAAUCACCGUCCACGUCCCCGCAACCGGCCUCGUCAACCGGCGCGUCCUCGCCGAGAAGCUCCGCCUCCUCAAACGUCGCGGCCUCCUGGACGCCGGGCUCGUCCUCGUCGCGAAAGACACAGGCAUGCUCCUGGGGUACCUCGCCGAGGGAGAGCUGGAAUUCGGACUCGGCGAGCUGGCGGAUAGCGGGAACCAUGCACCGGACUGUGCGGUCCGUGUCGUCAACCCCGGCCACCGCCUCUAUGCAUCUGCCUCUGCCGCCGCCGCCACCGCCGCCGUCGCGGGUCACGCACCCAUCGCCGAGGAGCCCGAGCCCGUCUCGAGCCCAUCCUCACCCUCACACUCAACCUCAGCGCAAGCGAAUGGGCCCACCGUCGUGGCUCCGAUGACCAGCACCGCCGCCGAGGACGCGGAUGUGCUGGACCUCGCCGUCUUCGUUGACCGCACGCCGCUGACGCUGGCGGCAUCGGCGCCGAUGGAGUAUGCCGUAGAGAUGUUUGGGAAGCUGGGCAUCCGGUACCUGAUGGUGACGGAGGAUGUGAGUGGGCGGUUGGUUGGGGUCGUGAUUAAGAAGAGACUCGUGGAUCUGUUGGAUCGUUUGAAGGGUGAGCAUUGA